AUGUCUCCCCCAACUCUCCGCAGACUUGCUCUCCAAACUGCAAUCCGUGUCGCCGACCUUAUCUACGACUUUGCAGACAUGCCCUUCGAAAUGGCGCUCCCAAUUCUUCGCAACGUCCACGACCCAAACCAGCUCGCCGAGAUAGAGAAGAACAACCCCGAGUACGCUGAAAAGACCGAGAAGCUCUGGAGGUCUUUCAUCGAGCGCGACAUUCCCAACUGCGAGGACAAGAUGAUCUUCCCCAACAAUCCAUGCAGCUGGGGCAAGGUCUAUCGCAAGAUGAUGCGCGAAGAGAAGGAGAGAAUCGCCAAGGACGAGGAGAUCCUGCGCAAGAGCAUGCAGGGCGAGGCCAUUAAGAAAGCCAAGGCUGCUCCUCUCUUCGUCAAGAAGGCUCUCCCGCACGCCCGCGCCGAGGACGAGACCAACGACUACAUUUACGGCGUCAAGCGCUCUGAGUACAAGGCCAGCGGCUGGGACAACUACGACAAGGAGAAGAAGCCCAACCUCAAGAACGCCAAGAACGGCGCAGAGGCCCUUGCUGCCCUUCGUCGCCAGACCGCCCUCGCCCAGAGUGCGAGAACAGCUACCAAGCCCCUGAUGGGUCCCGCCGCUCGUCAGGAGGCCCUCGAGGCCGGCAAGCGCCAGAUCAAGGCUCCGCCAGCGAGCAUGAUGCGCGGACAACAGAACCUGACCAUCAAGCCACGCGAGCUGCUCCCACACGAGCAGGCGAUGCUCGAGGAGCGGAAGCGACUGUCGAACUCCACCACCAGAAGCACGAUCGUCCCACCGAGGACGCGUUUCGCGAAUGAGAAGAUUGCAAAGCGCAAUGCUCCGAUCAUCCAUGCGGCUGCAGCCCAAGCUCGAGCGGACCAAGAGGAACGUCUCCGCCGCCUGACCCAACCGCAGAGGAAGACAGUGACCGUCAAGCCGAUUCAGCAAGCUUCGCCGCCAGCUGUAGCUACAAAGAGCGCCGUCCCUACCGCUACUGCAAACACUCCCCAACAGAAGCCGAAGGCAGCUUCACCACCAACCGCAGUUGCCAGGCCCGCUGCUUCCGCCGGUGCGGCUUCGAGCGCUGCCGUCAAGGCUGCUGCUGGCUCUGCUUCGAGCGCACCCAAGUCUGCGCCGCAGAAGUCAGUAGUCACCACUCUUGCAUCGUCGCUCUCUCCGCCACCGGCCGAGAUCAAGAAGCGCAAGCGCCUCGACGACGACGAGCCAGAGAUGCUCGAGCCGGCCAAGCCCAACGUCAAUCUCGUCGACAGCCCGGCAAGCAGCCCACCACGCAAGACGAUGCAGAAGCCAAAGGUCAACAUCUUCAUGACCAACAAGAAGCGCAAGCUCUGA
Messenger RNA from Lecanosticta acicola, 1344 nucleotides. The record is from the annotation of a GenBank genome assembly. NCBI's taxonomy places the organism in Eukaryota, Fungi, Ascomycota, Dothideomycetes, Mycosphaerellales, Mycosphaerellaceae.